AUGGACCGGCUGCGAGCUGCUUUCGAUGAAGUGGUGGAGAUCGUCAAGUCUGCACUGGACGGCGAGCCCAAGACGCCUGCCGAGAUCCUGCUAGACGAGCACCUCCCCGUUGAAGAAAACGUUCUGGCAUCUUUGGUGACAAAAAGUCAUCAAACGACAGGUAUCCCCAUGUCCGUCAUGAACGAACUGGCGUCGCGCACACACAACGUCGUAGACUGUCCGUGCAUUCAGGCGCGGAUCUGGGAGAUCCUCAUCGACCACCAACAGAACCCAGCUUUGCUGAAGAAGGCGCUGAAUCUACUGCAAUAUUUGCUGGUUAACGGCUCCCAAGAAGUUCUGAAGGACACGCGAUCGCCUGCCCGUGCCUCGUUCCUGUUAGAGCUAGCGACGGAAUACAACAAGUACGAGUUCGAACAGUACGAGUUCAGUCAAAACCUAGACGUUGGUGCAGGCGUGCGCAAGACAGCGGCGGAGAUCAACACGUUGCUGAAAGACGACGAUGCUCUGCUUGAAGCGCGUCAAAGAGCGGGGAAGCUGCAUCAAAACCUCUCGUCACGAGGACUACGCAGUGCAUACCCGACACCAAGAGCGAGCGACAAUGAAUCGCGGUCACCAGUAUACACCGACAUGCAUUCGUACGGCUCAAGACUGGAUGACAUAGCGUCUCGAAUCGUGACGCACCCACCGUCCGAUUCAGACGACGAAAGGAGCUAA
Molecule: messenger RNA, 714 nt
Organism: Phytophthora infestans T30-4
Lineage: Eukaryota; Oomycota; Peronosporomycetes; Peronosporales; Peronosporaceae
Exons: 1
Coding region: 1-714 (237 amino acids)
Biological process (GO): endocytosis
Cellular component (GO): clathrin vesicle coat; plasma membrane; endosome
Molecular function (GO): phospholipid binding; clathrin binding
Source: RefSeq, a predicted model, not a curated record